AUGCAGAUGUAUGGAAGACUUGAGAGCAACACUGUUUUGUUCCCUUCAGAACAAGCAAUUAUCUGGGUCUUAACAUUCACUGUGUCUGAGUACCCCUUACCCUUAAUUUGGGCAGGGAAGGAGCAGCUACCAUUUGUUGUAUCUACCCAAUCAUCUACAGAAACAACAAAAGGGUGCUUAACACUACUAAAAAUAGAUUACUUUGAUGAUGAUUCAGGAGAUGCAGGACUUGUAGCUGCUUGUUUGCUGGUCAAAACGAUGGGGAUUCCAUGGUGCAAACGCUGAGAAGUACUCCCUCUGUCCCGAAUUACUUGUCUUAGAUUUGUCUAAUGCAUAUGUAUCUAGACAUGUUUUAGUGUUAGAUAUGUCUGUAUCUAGAAAAAUCUAAAACAAGAAUUUGGGAUGGAGGUAAUACCUUGUAAGUAAGGCCUUGUGUGAUGGGGUUUUUCAUGAGAUAAAAGAGCAUUUGGUGCGCCGCUUUGGUGCGCCGCUCUUCACUGUGAUGUCUUCGAGUUAUUUACCCAAAACCAUCACACUUGGGGUUAGGGUA
This is a messenger RNA of Aegilops tauschii subsp. strangulata, 550 nucleotides long. Lineage: Eukaryota; Viridiplantae; Streptophyta; Magnoliopsida; Poales; Poaceae. The record is from RefSeq and is a predicted model, not a curated record.